Cryptotermes secundus is the source of this 1880-nucleotide messenger RNA. Its product is annotated as ankyrin-2. Lineage: Eukaryota; Metazoa; Arthropoda; Insecta; Blattodea; Kalotermitidae. Bases 98 to 1603 code for a protein of 501 amino acids. Gene Ontology annotation, molecular function: protein binding. The record is from RefSeq and is a predicted model, not a curated record. The transcript has a single exon.
AAUAAGUCCGCUGUUCUGUGCUAUACGAUGCCGCAAUACCCAGCUGGUUAAAGUCCUUAUAGAAAAAGGCGCCGAUGUCAAUGCAAAAAUUGUGAAUAUGGAUGGCAUUACGCCAUUGCAUUCUGCAGUGUUGGUUAAAGAUGUGGAUAUUUUUAAAAUCUUACUCGAAAAUGGAGCGGAUUUCACAGCUUUCUGCAACUUCCGUAACCAGACAGUAAUUCACUCAGCAGCAGCAGCUGGAAACUUAGAAAUGUUCCUUACAAUGGUUCGAUAUAAUGCUGAUAUGUCUGUACAGACAAAUAAUGAAAAAGGGGAUAGACCAAUUCACUUGGCUGCCAGUAUGGGCCAUGUCUCUAUCGUAGAAUGGUUGAUAGAGAAUGGGAUAUCAAUGGAAAUUACAAAUAAAGAGGGACAUACACCUUUACAUAGGGCUGCUUUUCGUGGGAAAAUCCGUGUCGUAAAAUUGUUAUUAAAGAAGGGCGCGGAUGUGAAUAUUCGCACUAAAAACAAGGAACGCAAUACAGCACUACAUCUGUCUGUGAUUAGUGGACAUGCUCAGUUAGUUAAGUUGUUCCUUCAAAUGGGAGCGGAAAUUGAUGCUGAAGAUGGAACUGAUAAUAAGUACACUGCGAUGCACUACGCAGCACAAAGAAAUGAGUUGCUUUGUCUGAUCGAGCUGCAACGUUCUGGGGGCAACAUAUAUAUGAAUGCGGAUUCUAAGAAUGGCGAGGCGCUAAUAAUUACAGCCGCAAAAUAUGAUUCUGUGGACGUAGCGGAAUGGUUACUGGACAGGGGAAUCCAUUUAGAUAUUCGGGGAAAGGGAGGACGGACUCCUCUUCAUUAUGCCGCAUAUAAUGAUAGUCGAAUGGUAACCAUAUUACUCCUUGACAGAGGAGCUGACGUCCAUUCACAAGACGAUGAACUCAGGACACCCCUCUUCUGUGCAGUACUUAAACGGCAUGCCGAAACAGCAGGGCUACUGCUAUACGAAAGAGCCGAUGCAUACACCGAAAACAUUGAUCAUUUAAACGCUUUUGACUGUGCAGCCAUGGUAGGAGGAUUACGAUGUUUGAAGGUACUGUUGAUUGGGAACACUGUGAAGUCCGGUGGAAACAAGUAUGGAGAUUUUCCAAUUCAUUUCGCAGCUGCGUACGGGCAUCUGGACGUUGUUGACUGGUUAAUUGACCGUGGAUCAGCGGUGGAUAUCCGUAAUAACAUGGGAAGUACACCACUGAUCAAUGCUUCAUGGGGUGGGCAUUGUAAUGUGGCCAGAAUGCUUCUCGACAGAGGUGCAGAUGUCAACGCUACAGUCGAAAAAGCAGAUAACAGAUCAGUUAUUCACUCUGCAUCAUUCUCUGGGAAUGCACAGCUGGUUGAACUUCUGUUAGAGAAAGGCGCUACUGUCAAUGCACGUACCAGCACAAAUAAUCGUACACCGCUUCACUGGGCGGCUCAAGAAGGUCACCUGGAUAUAGUCAGGCUACUUAUUAAGCACGGAGCAGAUGCCACUGCCCAAGAUAUUUAUGGACUGACUGCAGAGGGUGUUGCUUUUUCUAAAGGCCGUGCCGAAGUCGUGUCCUUCUUCUCAUCUCUGAACCAGUGACACUCUUUAACUUCAGGAGAAAUAAUACAACCUAUAAAACGUUUCAUAUUAAUUAUUUCCCCGAAACUUAUUUAGUCGGUGCCUAUCUUGGAAAUUAAUGAGUUUUCUGUCUACGUGUACAUGUUCAUUGUUAUUUUCAAGUUAACUUAGAAAGGGAUGCUCUUUAUAAUAAUAUUAAAAUAAUAAUGUUUAUAUCACUGAUAAUGCCACAUGUCACAGAUCUGCAAUGACUGCGGACAGGUUAUAAAACCAUAUAUAUUGUAACGUGUCUGGAAUC